Molecule: messenger RNA, 753 nt
Organism: Phytophthora infestans T30-4
Lineage: Eukaryota; Oomycota; Peronosporomycetes; Peronosporales; Peronosporaceae
Product: ribulose-phosphate 3-epimerase
Exons: 1
Coding region: 55-753 (232 amino acids)
Biological process (GO): pentose-phosphate shunt; pentose-phosphate shunt, non-oxidative branch; carbohydrate metabolic process
Cellular component (GO): cytosol
Molecular function (GO): D-ribulose-phosphate 3-epimerase activity; metal ion binding
Source: RefSeq, a predicted model, not a curated record
CCUCAUUACAUCAGACGCUUCGUCUUCACCCCAACGUUCUCCUCCAUUGCUACGAUGUGCCACAGCUGCACGUGCAAGAUCGGCCCUUCACUGCUGGCGUCGGACCUAUCGUGCCUCAAGGACGAGUCUCUGAAAGUCGUGGCUGCUGGAGCAGACUACCUCCACCUGGAUGUGAUGGACGGCCACUUCGUGCCGAAUAUCUCGUGGGGCCCACCCGUGAUCAAGUCCCUACGCCCACACACGAAGGCUUUCUUUGACUGCCACAUGAUGGUGUUCAAGCCUGAGCAGUGGGUGCCGGACAUCGCGGCGGCGGGAGGCGACCAGUUCACUUUCCACCUGGAGGCGACGCAGGACCCGCUGGCCCUCAUCAAGCAGAUCCGCGACGCCGGCAUGAAGGUGGGUCUGGCCAUCAAGCCAGGCACUAGCGCCGAGGCUGCAUUUCCGUACGUGGAUCUUGUGGAUAUGGUGCUUGUCAUGACUGUGGAGCCGGGCUUCGGUGGCCAGAGCUUCAUGACGGACAUGAUGACGAAAGUGAAGAUUAUCCGUGCCAAGUACCCGGCCCUGGACAUCGAGGUGGAUGGUGGUCUGGGACCCUCCACUAUUGAUGCGGCGGCGAAGGCUGGUGCUAAUAUGAUUGUCGCUGGAAGCUCAGUGUUUAAGGCGGAAGACCUCACGGCAGUCAUUUUGCAGAUGCGACACAGUGUAGAGAAGUACGGCAACGGCAAGAGCGACGACCAGCUGACCAAGCUGUAG